Molecule: messenger RNA, 4023 nt
Organism: Closterium sp. Yama58-4
Lineage: Eukaryota; Viridiplantae; Streptophyta; Zygnematophyceae; Desmidiales; Closteriaceae
Source: the annotation of a GenBank genome assembly
AUGCGUAUUCGAACUACGAUCGUUUGGCCACACUCCUAUCGUGUGAAAAGAGCUCAAGGCCUAGUGAACGCAAGCCGAGCCGAGUCUAUCGAGUCCUCGCCCGUGGUUGAAUCCGCCGUCUCCGCGCAUGCCUACGAGGUGCAGAAGCUUCUAGCGCUGAAAGACGCGUUCUCUCAGUACGCGCCGGCAGCACUGCCGUCCUGGAGCGUGGAGGGCGGGGACCCGUGCAAGAGCCAGUGGAAGGAGGGGAAAAUCGCGUGCAACAACGCCGGGCGCGUUAUCAGACUAAACCUGUCAAAUCAGAACCUCAAGGGACCUCUACCAGGCCAGGAGUUAGCCAAAUUGGUUGCUCUAAAAAGACUGGACCUCGGAUUCAACAACUUCACGGGGGAGAUUCCCAUUGAACUCGCUGAUCUCGGCAGCAUCACCUACCUGUCGCUGGAGAGCAAUCAGAUCGAGGGUGCCCUUCCCGAGUGGAUUGGCUCAGAAUGGCCCUCCUUGGUACACCUGCGAUUGGCCAGCAACCAGUUUUCGGGGCAGAUUCCAAACGGCUUCGGGCAGCUGAAAAACCUUGUGAUGCUGGAUCUGGCAUCGAAUCAGUUUUCAGGCUCCAUACCAACAGAUAUUCAAGUGUGCUCGCGCCUGGAGCAGCUCUCGCUUUCCGGGAACUCACUCUCAGGCCCUCUACCCACGUGGAUAGGCAACCUCAAGCAGCUGCGCGUGCUUGAAAUGUUCUCCAACAACCUCUCAGGCACCAUUCCCGCCGAAAUCGCCCAGGCCACCUCCCUUGAGUCCAUUGCACUUGACGACAAUGACCUCUCGGGCACGCUACCAGACGCACUGGGCAAUCUGCCCUCCCUGGCGGCGCUCUACAUGGCGUCCAACCUGCUGGAGGGGCCCAUCCCCUACAGCUACCACCGCCUCAACGGGCUCAUGUAUAUUGAUCUGAGCUACAACACGGGCAUCAAUGGCACAGUGCCAGAGUUCUUUGGCAACCUGUGGCUGCUGGAAUCCAUAGCGUUUGAGAACUGCAACCUGACCGGGACCAUCCCCGCGUCCCUGGGUUCUCUUUCACUUCUUGUGGAGAUCUUCUUAGACAACAACAAGCUCACCGGCUCAAUUCCAGAAACCCUCGGGGGCCUCGAGUCGCUCAACAAGCUCUACCUCAACCAGAACUUCCUGGAAGGUUCCGUGCCGAGCACGCUGUGCAACCUGACCAACGUGCGCGAGAUCAAUCUGUCCAAGAACGGGCUCGAUGGGGACCUGCCCAUGUGCUUGGUGACGCUGCCGCACGUGACGUCCCUCCUCGUGUCAUACAAUCAACUCUCAGGGGAUGUUCCGGAUAUUCCCACCGACAGCAAGCUCUUCUUCAGAUACGACCACAACUGCUACGAGGGAAUGCCGGAUCAAUCCCCGUGUGCCGAGCCUGCCUUCACCAGCGAUGGCACCACCACCAGUGAUGGGAAUACCAAUGAUUAUGCGGCAGACAAUGCCACUUGGUCCGAUACCACAGCGGACGAUUACCAGCAGUUUUACGACAACGAGACCAUGGGGGGUGGCAGCAGCGGUGACCAGAACCAGCAGCAGCAGAGCAACCAGUCAUCAUCCUCCAGUCACACCCCUGUGUUCAUCUACAUCCUCAUUCCGCUCCUCGCCAUGGUGCUGGCCUGCGUGGCUGCAUACCACUUCUCUCCCAAGUUCAGAGACGCUGUGCACGUGCUGAUCAACGGGAGGGACAAACUGGGCGUGACUGAGUUUGACCUGACACGCAUCAAGAAGGCAACAGGAAACUUCACGGCAGAGUACGGCCGAGGCAGCUUCGGGGUGGUGUUUCUGGCAGACGAGUUCUUCAAAGGGCAGCCGGAGCCACGAGCAAUCAUCAAGCGAGCCCACGACCCGCAGAAGGUCAGCGAGUUCCUGUUCAAGUGCAAGGUGGAAAUAUUAGCAAAAGCGCGCCACCGCUACGUGGUGAACCUGCAUGGCUACUGCGUCAACCAGGGGGAGCGCAUCCUCGUUUAUGAGUUCCUCCCUAACGGCACUCUCUUCGACCGCCUCCACCGUCCCGAGCUUGAGCCUCUGGCCUGGGAAACACGCGUGCGGGUCGCAUACCACGUUGCCAGUGCGCUGGAGCAUCUGCAUCACGACCUCACUCCCCCGCUGGUGCACAGAGCAGUGACUUCCUCCAACAUUCUCCUGGCUGCUGACAUGACUGCCAAGCUGAGCGACUUUGGCAUUGCCAAGGGAAGCAGUGGCGGGAAAACCGCCUUUGACGACACGCCUCGUCGCAAGAAGAGCCGGAAGCACAAGCAGGUGGCUGACGUGCAGUCGCCGUCGCCCCAGAUGGAGAAAGCGGAUGUGUAUGGGUUCGGAGUGGUGCUGCUGGAGUUGAUCACGGGGCAGAAGGCGAUGAAGGAGGUCCACAUUACCACCAUGGCUGCUCCCUUCCUGGAGGACCCGCAGAUGAUGCCUCUCAUGGUCGACCCCUACCUGGGGGGCAACUAUCGUCAGGAGGAGCUCAUAGAGCUGGGCGGCCUGGCGCGGGACUGCAUCCAAGAAAACGCCGCUUGCCGGCCCUCCAUGCGCGAGGUUCUGGAGCGAAUGGAGGAAACUCUGCCGUCCGUGGGUGUGUGCAUCGAAGGGGACGGAGUGGGAGGGAAGGCCGGGGAGGACGAGGAGACUGGGUUGCUUGUGGAGGGGUAUUCUGCCGCAGCGCCCACGUUCGGGCAGGGUGUUACGCACCUGCACCCUCCGAAUGUGCGGGUGGACGGCGGGGGGCAUGAGCAGGGAUCUGCUGUGAUGCGGGAGGAGAGGCAGGUCACGGGAAUUUCAGGGAUUUCGGCGCCGGCGUCGGCUUGGGCGUCGAUUGAGGGCUUUGCCAAGUCGAUUAAGAGCGCGAUUGUGAACCCGAGGGGGCAUCGGGGGGAAUCGGACCAUGAGAUGUCGUCGCUGCUGGUGCUGGGAGCAAAGACAGGGAGCAGCAGCAGCAGUGGGAGUAAUGUCCUGUCUGCAAUCAUGCGAAUCCUUGCCGUACAUCACGGCGUCUCUCGCCUCUGCACACUGCCUUUCUCCAUCUCCACCGCAUUCCACCGAUCCCGCCCUACCCGACUCGAACCCCGUCUUCUGGCGUCCCAGCCUCCCGCCAAAUCCGCGCAUUUCCCUGGGCGAUCUUCCGCCCAGGCGCAUUCUUCCGCGCAGGCUCAUUCUUCCGCCCACGCGCACUCUUCCGCGCAGGUCAACCCCGCAGAGAUGGUGGCGGAGGCGGAAGCCUUGGACGGGCCUAGUACCGCCACCGCUCCUAUUUCCGCGAACGGCGCCGGUAUUACGGGCCCCGUUGGUACUACUAGCGCCCCGAGCUUUGCUGCUGGGUCCUUACUAGUGAAUAGUAUUGAAGGUACCGUUCCUUUCACGCUCCGCGGUGUCGUUUUCGAUAUGGACGGGACGCUGACGGUGCCGUGCAUAGAUUUUGCCGAGAUGCGCCGGCGCGUGGGCGCCACGAGCCCGGAUAUUCUGCACGAGAUCGACGGCUGGGAUGAGCCGAGACGAGUCGAGGCGUAUCGCGUGAUUGGGGAGAUGGAGGAGGAGGCGAAGCGACGGCUGCAGAUCAUGCCAGGGGCUCGCGAGCUCAUCGCCUUUCUUGACGCCCGGAACAUUCGGCGAGGGCUUAUAACAAGGAAUGUGAAGGAUUCAGUGGACCAUUUUCAUAGCAGCUUUGAGGUCCCUCCUUUUUCGCCUGCUCUCAGCCGCGAAUUUCAGCCAUAUAAGCCACAUGCUGCCCCGUUGUUGCACAUAUGUGAACAAUGGGGUGUACAUCCUUCGGAGGUGAUUAUGGUUGGCGACUCUGCAAAAGACGAUGUGGUGUGUGGAAAGAGAGCAGGUGCUAUCACAUUUUUACUUGACGAGGAUGGCAAGUUCCCUAGCGUUGACGAGAUGCCGGAAGAAAUCAGACCCCAUUUUCGUAUCAGAACAUUGAAUGAGAUGCUGAAUCUCCUUAUGUCACCAAUGUUUGUGCUACACUCUGACUAG